AUGGCAGGCUACAGUCUUCUCCCCUUGUUCCUGGUUGUGGCCCUGCAGUCCCUGUUACAGCCAGCCCUGGGCCAAGUCUUCUCCCCUUGUUCCUGGUUGUGGCCCUGCAGUCCCUGUUACAGCCAGCCCUGGGCCAAGGAGUCGGAGCGGCUGGCAGCCAUCAUCGUCCCCUCUGUGGUCGGGGGGCUCCUGCUGAUUGGACUGGCGAUCUUCGGGGCGCUCAAGGUGCGGGAGAGGCGGCAGACGGAGGGCACCUACCGGCCCAGCAGCGAGGAGCAGGCGGGCGCGCGGGCGGUGACGAACGCCAACCUCCAGCUGCCCCCCGAGGAGCGUCUGAUCUGA
Molecule: messenger RNA, 342 nt
Organism: Pelodiscus sinensis (Chinese soft-shelled turtle)
Lineage: Eukaryota; Metazoa; Chordata; Testudines; Trionychidae
Source: RefSeq, a predicted model, not a curated record